GCUGCUGCUGCUGCUGCUGCUGCUGCUUUCACUUCCCAAGUAUAACAGCUUUCUCAUCCACCAACUUCUUUACACUCGCUCCCUGUUUCUUUUGUACUCUUCUUUUCACUCACCCAUCAGGCAGUCGCCACCUAACUAAAAAAAUCAUCUUACCAAAACAAAAUAAAAUAACUAAAAAAUCAAACCUUUUUUCCUUCUUUAGUUCAUAAGAUGUCAGUAGGAAAGCCCAGAGAUCGUUACAGUUCGACGAUCUUUUUUCACUCUUUUAGCAUCAAGUUAUGAUUUAUUCUUCAUAAAUUCGACGUUAAAACUGUAUUUUGGGGCAAAGUUAGAUUCUUUCUACGGAAGUAAUCUAACGAGUUACUCAAAUUGAGAGGAUUUUCAAUCGCGCGGAAGGAGGGGUGGCAUUUAGACUCCCUGUGAGGCCUAAAUUGGUAAGAGUCAAAACUCUCUCUUUGCGGGCUGGGUACUGCCGGGCUUCCUUGUGUUUUGUUGGCUUGUCUGCAAAUUCACAAGCUGAUGGUUAUGUCCUCAUGGGUUUGAAGGCUACUAGAGAGAGUGAGUAGAAUGCUGGGUGGUGAAUAUUUGAACUCCAAGAAAAGCAAUAAGACCAUGCGCCUCCUCUAUUGCAGCUCCCUUGUUUCUUCAUCAUCAGUUUUGAUUUCCUUGAUUGCCCAUUCCUCUCAUCUCAAGCACAUCCACCAGACGCAUGCCUUCAUGCUUCUCAGAGCUCUCGAUACAGACAACCUGCUCCUCAGUCGAUUCAUUCACGCAUGCUCUUCUCUUGGCUUCUAUUCCUAUGCUUACUCUCUCUUCACCUCCAUCACCCAUGCCCCCGACAUCUAUCUCUACAACAACAUCAUCAAAGCCCUCUCUUCCUCUCCCACCCACCCCAAAGCUUCAAUCUUUCUUUACAAUAACAUCCAACUUGCUGGCUUGCGACCUGAUUCCUACUCUUUCCCUUUCGCUCUCAAGGCCGUCACUCGAUUUUCAUCGAUUCAGACUGGGAGGCAACUUCACUCUCAAUCCAUUCGCUGUGGCCUCCACUCUAACCUUCACGUCAUUACGGCCUUUGUCCGGAUGUACUCCUCCUGCGGCUCUGGUUACAUUUGUGAUGCGCGCAAGAUGUUUGAUGGAAUGAGCAUGUCGACAGGAGAUGUCGCUCUUUGGAACGCAAUGCUUAAUGGGUAUGCUAAGCUUGGUGACCUCUGUAAUGCUCGAGAUUUAUUUGAACGCAUGCCUCAAAGAAACGUUAUCUCCUGGACAGCUCUCAUUACUGGGUAUGCGCAGGCGAAUCGGCCCCACGAUGCCAUUGCUUUGUUUCGUAGAAUGCAGCUCGAGAAUGUGGAGCCUGAUGAAAUUACCAUGUUAGUUGCGCUUACUGCUUGUGCCCGACUGGGUGCGUUGGAGCUGGGGGAGUGGAUUCGUCACUACAUUGACAGACUUGGAUUAUUGACUACAAAUAUCCCUCUCAACAAUGCACUUAUAGACAUGUAUGCGAAGUCUGGCGACAUUAAAAGGGCAUUAAAAGUAUUCGAGAAUAUGAAUCAUAAAACUAUCAUAACAUGGACAGCAAUGAUUGCUGGACUAGCUUUGCACGGACUUGGAACAGAAGCCCUUGAAAUGUUCUCUCGAAUGGAAAGGGCAAGAGUUAAGCCAAAUGACAUCACUUUCAUUGCCAUCCUUUCCGCUUGUAGCCAUGUGGGAUUGGUAAAAACCGGUAGAUGGUAUUUUAACCGUAUGAUAUCUAGGUAUGGGAUUGAACCCAGGAUUGAGCAUUAUGGCUGCAUGAUUGAUUUACUUGGGCGCGCUGGUCACCUCAAAGAGGCACGAACACUACUUGCUCAGAUGCCAUUCGAGCCUAACGCGGUUAUAUGGGGGUCUCUUCUUGCUGCUUGUAAUACUCAUGGUGAUCCUGAGCUUGGAGAGCUUGCAUUGCAGCAUCUAUUAGAGUUGGAGCCUGAUAACAGCGGAAACUAUGCACUUUUAUCGAAUAUCUAUGCUUCUCGUGGUAGAUGGAAUGAGUCUCGGGUGGUGAGAAAGGUGAUGUGCGAUGCAGGAGUUAAAAAAAUGCCAGGAGGAAGUCUUAUUGAAGUGAAUAACAGAGUUCAUGAGUUUAUUGCAGGAGAGACUUCGCAUUCUGAGUUUGAUAGGAUACAGGAAGUUCUAAGCAAGAUAAAUGGGCAAUUAGGACUUUCUCAGCAUUUCGGCAAGGAAAGUGGUGCGCUGCUUGAAUUGGGGUAGGACGCACUUCUACUUCCAAAGAUGCAUGAUCUAUUACCAAAUCAACUUCUGGUUGCAUUGGAUAACUAAAUGCUGUGCCAUCUGAAAACCUGCCCCGCCUCACAUGUUCGACAGCUGAGCAAUAAACUCACGUAGAGAUGGGAGUGGCUUUGACAUCUCAUUUCUCUUCAAGGAGGUAAACUAACAGACUCUGCACGAUGAAAUGUUGGUCUUCUCCUUCUUGCAAGGACUGUGCCAUCUCUUCCUUCAGAAGUUUCAUAC
Populus euphratica (Euphrates poplar) is the source of this 2505-nucleotide messenger RNA. Its product is annotated as pentatricopeptide repeat-containing protein At5g56310-like. Gene Ontology annotation, molecular function: RNA binding; protein binding. The record is from RefSeq and is a predicted model, not a curated record. The transcript is spliced from 2 exons. Gene Ontology annotation, biological process: RNA modification. Lineage: Eukaryota; Viridiplantae; Streptophyta; Magnoliopsida; Malpighiales; Salicaceae. Bases 568 to 2244 code for a protein of 558 amino acids.